AAAACGACGAAGCAAAAACGAGACGUAGAGCCUCGCGUUACGUUUACCAACCUCGUUGCGGCAAUUCAGCAGCCACACACACCACACAUAUGAACACACUCUGAUAGUUUCGGUGCAUUUUAGCAAAAACAUGCAGUGUUUAUGCUAAAAUACGCACCGAGAGCUAAAUGUGAGAUAACUUUCACCCCUUUUCUCUCACCACUUGAAUAUUCCGACACAGUUCUCUCCAUUCUCUCCGAAGAAAAAAAAUCGAAUCUUUCUGUCUGAAUUAGUGAGAGCUUCCUUCUUAGUUAUUCUGCGAGCGGCGUUUCUCUGGAACAUUAUUAGAAAAUCGAGUAGAAAAGAAAAAAAAAACGAAAGAUGGCUUCGUCUCUCGAGAUCGUUAGACUCUGUGCUUCACCUGUGUCUAUUUCCCGCCAUAAAUCUCCAGUAAAAUCGGAAUUUAGAAAAAGGGUUUUCAGAUUAGCAGAUUCUGGUAGUUGGGUUCGUCUUGGUCGAUGUGUUCGGGUUCAUUCAUCUGCUCUGAACAACGGCGAUAACCAGUCAAAAGGGGAAGAACCUCCAGAAUCAUUGUUUAUGAAAGAGUUGAAGAGACGAGGCAUGACUCCUACUUCGUUGCUUCAAGACUAUGAAGUCGAUGUAGAUGAGAUCAAAACUGGUGGUAAAGAAACUAGAAACAGCUCUAAGACGACUGCAACUACUACUCCUGCGUUUGACCAAAGCUUGUUAAACCAGAGGGAGAGAUCACUUGCUUUAAACAGUGAAGGCCUUGAGGGAUUGAUUCCACGUGCUAGGAUCUUGCUGACGAUUGGAGGGACUUUCUUCUUGGCUUUUUGGCCCUUGAUAGUCUUAACCCUUGGCGCCUUCUCUGCCCUUUACCUUUACUUUGGAGCAGAUUUCGUUCAUGAUGGAAGCAGAACUCCUGUUUCACCACCACCCUACAUCGAUCCUUAUGCUCUGUUGGAGGAUGAGAGGAUAUCGGGGAUAAAUCCUCGUCUAAAUUAGCACUCUACUCCACACAAAUAUAUUGUUACCCCCCCCCCCCCCCCCCAAGUAUAUAUAUCUUCUUUUAUCUGUUCCUUCCGGUUGUAAGAAUAAUGUUACUUUACUUCUGUAUUGUUGCACCUUUUAAAAAGAGUUCACUAUAAAAUAGAAGAAGUGCCAAACUUUAACC
Raphanus sativus (radish) is the source of this 1174-nucleotide messenger RNA. RefSeq lists its product as uncharacterized. The coding region runs from base 361 to 1005 and encodes 214 amino acids. Lineage: Eukaryota; Viridiplantae; Streptophyta; Magnoliopsida; Brassicales; Brassicaceae. The transcript is spliced from 4 exons. The record is from RefSeq and is a predicted model, not a curated record.